Cololabis saira (Pacific saury) is the source of this 498-nucleotide messenger RNA. Its product is annotated as cytochrome b-c1 complex subunit 10-like. The coding region runs from base 82 to 261 and encodes 59 amino acids. NCBI's taxonomy places the organism in Eukaryota, Metazoa, Chordata, Actinopteri, Beloniformes, Belonidae. Gene Ontology annotation, biological process: mitochondrial electron transport, ubiquinol to cytochrome c. Gene Ontology annotation, cellular component: mitochondrial inner membrane. The transcript is spliced from 3 exons. The record is from RefSeq and is a predicted model, not a curated record.
GGCAUGUGAACAGCCAGCCCGGAUGGGGUCCUUCAACAGCCAUCAAGCAAGGAGCGUCACAGCUGCCAGACGGAGGUCAGAAUGGUGCAGAAUAUUGUCAAUAAACUCAUCGGUGCGAAGUACAUCGCUAUUGUAAAGACAUGGGUACCAAAUAUGGUCGGAUGGGGAACAGUGGGCGGUGUGGCGCUCGUUCACUUCACCGACUGGCGGUUAAUUCUAGACUAUGUGCCGUACAUUAGCGGAAAGUUCAAGGAUGAGUAAAGACAGCUUUACAGGCCAGAGCCUGGGGAUGGACAUAUGGAAGGGUUGCUUACACAGCACAAGCUUAAGUGUGAUACCUUGUCUCAACAAUCACUAAGGAGUUUGGACUGAGGGAGGCUCUACGUAAAAUGUUGUUGUUGAUCCAGUGUUAAAAUAUGUGAAAUAAUUGUUAACUUAUCUCGAUGUUUCAAAUGAUUCUGUAAAUGUCCAACUAUUAAAAUUAUUUUCUUGAAACUG